GCACUAAUGAGACGGAGUGGCUGGGGCUACAGGGGCUGCAGCCUGAGAGAGAAGGGAUCUGCUGUAUACAACAAGAUUUUCCACUUAUUCUGAGAAAGACGCUGGAAACGUGAGGAGGCACCGUCUUAGAUCAGCCAGCUGUGAUCAUGCGGACAGUGGUGCUGCUCCUCACAGUAGGAAUAAUGGAUUUGAGCACUGGCCAACGCUACAGCCAGAUUCAGUGGCUGUCUCAUCUGCGCAGGCAGCAGUGGCACGCUGGCUGGCAGCCUGAGGAUGUGGAUUGCCCUCUGGAGUGUAACUGUCCACCAACCUACCCCACAGCCAUGUAUUGCCAUAGUCGCAACCUUCAGCAUGUUCCCUAUGUCCCCUCUCAUAUAAAGUAUGUUUACCUGCAGCAUAACCAGAUCACGAGCAUCCAGGAUGGGGUGUUUGAUAACGCUACCAACUUGGUCUGGAUUGUGUUGCUUCACAACAAGCUUAACUCAGACAAGAUCAGCAAGAACGUCUUCAGCAAGCUCACAAACUUGGAUCGGCUCCUCUUGGAUCACAAUGACCUCACGCAUGUACCUCCUAACUUGCCCAAGUCAAUCACAGACCUGCGACUUGGCCACAACAAGAUAUCAAAACUCCUGUCCAGCUCAUUCGAGGGGAUGUCCAACCUCACCACCCUUCAUCUCCAGGCAAAUGACAUAGAGGACAUUGGAGGUGUGUUCAAGGGAAUGAAGUCUCUGACAAUGCUGGAUAUUAGGAAAAACAAGCUAAGGAAAAUUCCUAACAACCUUCCUGAGAGCUUGCAACAGCUAUACCUGGAAUUCAAUGAUAUAGAGACCAUUCCAGCAGACUUUCUCACCAUGUAUCCCAAACUACAGUUUGUCCGCUUGGCUCAUAACAAGCUGACUGAUAAAGGGCUUCCUUCCAAUGUCUUCAAUAUCAGCACACUGGUUGAACUUGACCUGUCCUUCAACAAACUGGAAAAGGUCCCUGUUGUCAGUAUGAACCUGGAGAACCUUUAUUUGCAAGGCAAUAAGAUUAAAGAGUUCUCCCUGAGCAGUUUCUGCAGUGCUGUUGACAUGUCAAACUUCUCCAGGCUGAAGAUGCUCCGUCUCGAUGCUAAUGAGAUCAGUGCCAAAGACAUUCCGGCUGAAGCUGCCUACUGUUUGCGGCAUGCUGCCUUUAUUGAUGUGUAAACCUUCCCAAUUUCUCACCCCAACAUAUCUCUAUCUGUAACACUUAUCAUGCUGCCAUCUAUCACUGUAUUUACCUUAUAUUAUUUACUGCUCUCACCUCAUGAUUGAAAUUAUGUUUGUUAAUCUUUUUGUAUUAUUAAAACAAUAAAAUGAGUCAACAGGAAAUACCACAGCUAUAUAUCACAUAUCCGGGUGGCAGGCAUGUGGAUGACAAAGAGUGAAGAGUUUUGUUAUAACGCAUGACAUUGUCUCAACAAAUUAAUCAGGUUCAGUCUUCUGGUAAAAUAGUUAGCAAUAUUAAUAACUAUUAUUAUUUUAUACAUAAAUAAGUUCUAGCCAAUGACUGCAAGAUCUGGUUGUGUCAUCUCAGGUAUAUUGUGAAA
Messenger RNA from Archocentrus centrarchus (flier cichlid), 1570 nucleotides. RefSeq names its product fibromodulin b (gene fmodb). NCBI's taxonomy places the organism in Eukaryota, Metazoa, Chordata, Actinopteri, Cichliformes, Cichlidae. Gene Ontology annotation, molecular function: protein binding. The record is from RefSeq and is a predicted model, not a curated record. The coding region runs from base 147 to 1187 and encodes 346 amino acids. The transcript is spliced from 3 exons.